AUGGCGCUACCACCCAAGUGGUACCAGUUUCUCGUGUGCGUUUUCGCCUCCCUGGGCUCAUACCUCUACGGUUAUGAUCUUGGUGUGAUUGCGGAAGUUGUGGCCAGUUCUACCUUCAAGGGGAAAUUCCACCCAGAUGACACGCAAUCCGGUCUUGUUGUGUCCAUGUUCACCACGGGCGCGUUCUUCGGCGCAGGCCUUGCCGGUAUCAGUGGUGACUACCUUGGACGUCGUAUGACGAUCGUAAUCGGAGCCGUGAUCUUCUGUCUGGGUGGUGGCCUACAGACUGGUGCAGAAAGCAUUCACUAUCUUUGGUCCGGACGAUUCUUGGCCGGCCUUGGUGUCGGUUUCCUUGUGAUGAUCGUGCCUAUGUACCAGGCUGAGCUGGCUCAUCCAUCUAUCCGCGGGCGUGUGACGGCUCUCCAGCAAUUUAUGCUAGGCGUGGGCGCCUUGGUGGCCUCCUGGAUCUCGUGGGCGACUUACGUCCAUAUUGCCAACAACAGCGCACAAUGGCGAGUGCCCCUCGGUCUGCAGAUUAUACCAGCCGUCUUCCUCGGUCUUCUUAUCUUCAUGUUCCCAGAGAGUCCCAGAUGGCUUAUGGACCACAACAAACCGGACGAAGCCCUCAAGGUCCUGGCCCAGCUCCACGCGCAUGGCAACGAACAAGACCCCUGGGUCAUGGCAGAGUACGAACAAAUCCAAGCCUCGAUUGCCUACGAGCACGACAACGAAGCCAAGUCUUAUCUCGAGCUCUUCCGAUCCGCCUCCUCUUUUCGGAGACUUUUCCUGUGCUGUGCCUUGCAAGCAUCAAUCCAGAUGACGGGUGUUUCUGCAAUCCAAUACUAUUCGGUCACAAUCUAUGGACAGAUUGGUAUCUCCGGCAACGACACACUCAAAUAUCAGGGUAUCAACUCGAUCAUUGCACUGAUCGCUCAGUUCUGCACCAUCCUCUUCAUCGACAAGACUGGCCGUCGUUGGCCUCUCAUAUUGGGCAACCUUGGUAAUAUGGUCACGUUCAUUAUCGCCACGAUCCUCCUUGCAAAGUUCCCGCCUGGCAUAUCCACCAACACUGGCGCUCAAUGGGGCUUCAUCAUCAUGACCUGGCUGUACAAUUUCUCCUUCAGCUGCACUUGCGGUCCUUUGAGUUGGAUCAUUCCCGCCGAGGUCUUCGACACUCAUACUCGAAGCAAGGGUGUCAGUAUCGCGACCAUGACCAGCUUUGCUUUCAACACUAUGAUUGGCCAAGUCACGCCUAUUGCCAUGACUAACAUUGGCUAUCGCUUCUAUUUCCUGUUCAUUAUUUGCAACUUCACCAACGCCAUCUUCUUCUGGCUGCUUCUCCCGGAGACCGCCCGCCGUCCUCUCGAAGAGAUGAACUACCUGUUCACCCACGCACCCUGGAUCGUUGUCGGAACCACGAAAGAUAGCUAUGCCAGCCACGACCUGGAGAACAGACUCCAGGAGAUCACCCACCAAGCCGAGAUCAAGAGAAGUGAAAGCGUCAUGCAUGAUGAGAAGGCUGUCCGAUAAGAUGCGGUGGUCAGAUUGAUAGGGAGAAACCAGGGAACUCAAGACUGUCAGGCAAGUGGUAGAUGCGGGGCGUC
Exophiala xenobiotica is the source of this 1604-nucleotide messenger RNA. RefSeq lists its product as uncharacterized. The transcript is spliced from 4 exons. Gene Ontology annotation, cellular component: membrane. Bases 1 to 1530 code for a protein of 509 amino acids. The record is from RefSeq and is a predicted model, not a curated record. Gene Ontology annotation, biological process: carbohydrate transport; transmembrane transport. Gene Ontology annotation, molecular function: carbohydrate:proton symporter activity. NCBI's taxonomy places the organism in Eukaryota, Fungi, Ascomycota, Eurotiomycetes, Chaetothyriales, Herpotrichiellaceae.